Molecule: messenger RNA, 3518 nt
Organism: Chinchilla lanigera (long-tailed chinchilla)
Lineage: Eukaryota; Metazoa; Chordata; Mammalia; Rodentia; Chinchillidae
Gene: Nrbp2
Product: nuclear receptor binding protein 2
Exons: 18
Coding region: 220-1719 (499 amino acids)
Biological process (GO): protein phosphorylation; endoplasmic reticulum to Golgi vesicle-mediated transport; intracellular signal transduction
Cellular component (GO): endomembrane system; cytoplasm
Molecular function (GO): ATP binding; protein serine/threonine kinase activity
Source: RefSeq, a predicted model, not a curated record
CGGGCCUGAGCUCCAACCGGAUCCCGGCCCGCAGAGGCAGUUCGAGAGGGGUGGGCCGGCUCCACCCCCGGGCCCGCGGUCCGCCCGCCGCGCGCCCGCGCCUCCCAGUUCCCGGAGCCGGGUGGGGGCUCGAGGCGGCGCCUGCUCGGCUGGGCUCCGCGCUGGGUGGCCGCAGAGCGGCAGAGAACACGGCGGACGGCAGCCUGGGCCCGCCGAACCAUGGCGGCCCCGGAGCCAGCGCCGAGGAGAAGCCGAGAGCGGGAGCGGGAGGACGAGAGCGAGGACGAGAGCGACAUCCUGGAAGAGAGCCCAUGCGGCCGCUGGCAGAAGCGGCGGGAGCAGGUGAACCAAGGGAAUAUGCCUGGCAUCCAGAGCACCUUUCUGGCCAUGGACACGGAGGAAGGGGUAGAAGUAGUGUGGAAUGAGCUGCACUUUGGCGACAGGAAGGCCUUCGCAGCCCAUGAGGAGAAGAUCCAAACUAUGUUUGAGCAGCUGGCACUAGUGGACCACCCCAACAUCGUCAAGCUGCACAAGUACUGGUUGGAUGCCUCCGAGGCCCAAGCAAGGGUGGUCUUCAUCACAGAGUACGUGUCAUCAGGUAGCCUCAAGCAAUUCCUGAAAAAGACCAAGAAGAACCACAAGGCCAUGAGCACCCGGGCCUGGAAGCGCUGGUGCACGCAGAUCCUGUCUGCGCUCAGCUUUCUGCACGCCUGCAGCCCCCCCAUCAUCCAUGGGAACUUGACCAGUGACACCAUCUUCAUUCAGCACAAUGGCCUCAUCAAGAUUGGCUCUGUGUGGUACCGCAUCUUCUCCAAUGAGCUCCCAGAUGAUCUCCGGAGCCCCAUCCGUACUGAGCGCCAGGAACUGCGGAACCUGCACUUCUUCCCACCAGAGUAUGGCGAGGUCGCAGAUGGUACUGCAGUGGACAUCUUCUCCUUUGGGAUGUGUGCGCUGGAGAUGGCUGUGCUGGAGAUCCAGGCUAAUGGAGACACCCGAGUCACAGAAGAGGCCAUUGCUCAAGCCAGGCACUCACUGAGCGACCCCAACAUGCGGGAGUUCAUCCUUUCCUGCCUGGCCCGGGACCCUGCCCACCGGCCUUCUGCCCACAACCUCCUCUUCCACCGUGUGCUCUUCGAGGUGCACUCACUGAAGCUAUUGGCAGCCCACUGCUUCAUCCAGCACCAGUACCUCAUGCCUGAGAAUGUAGUGGAGGAAAAGACCAAGGCAAUGGACUUGCAUGCAGUCUUGGCAGAGAUCCCCCGGCUCCACCAGCCCAUGAUGCAGUGGCGGUAUUCAGAGGUUUCCUUCUUGGAGCUGGACAAAUUCCUGGAAGAUGUCAGAAAUGGGAUCUACCCACUGAUGAAUUUUGCUGCCGCUCGGCCCCUGGGGCUUCCUCGUGUGUUGGCCCCACCUCCUGAAGAGACCCAGAAGGCCAAGACCCCAACACCAGAACCCUUUGACUUGGAGACCAGAAAGGUAGUCCAGAUGCAGUGCAACCUGGAGAGGGGCGAAGACAAGGCACGCUGGCAUCUCACUCUGCUUCUGGUGCUGGAGGACCGACUGCAUCGGCAACUGACCUAUGACCUGCUACCAACCGACAGUGCCCAGGACCUUGCAGCUGAACUUGUACACUAUGGCUUCCUGCAUGAGGAUGACCGCACAAAGCUGGCUGCCUUCUUGGAAACCACCUUCCUCAAGUACCGAGGGACCCAGUCCUGACCUGCCCAACCCUGGAGGCCCAGCCCAGGUGCUGCUGGCUCAGGCUGAGCCAUGGAGAGAAGAGUCCAGCACAGCUGGAGCUGUCCUCACCAGCGUGCCUGACCGCUAAUGAACACCAGCCUGCUAGUGAGGACCCCCGACCUUCUCCAGCAGUGUGGGGCCCUGGCGUGGUAGUGGGGCCCAUCAGGGGCCAGGAGCCUGGGUGGGAUGGAAGGUAGGGGUUAACCCUGAAACCUCUGCCAGGGGAAUGGUUCCAUGUGGUCAGGGAGAGCAGCCACCCCUGGUUGGUACCACAAUCAGGCCAGGAACCUGGACCUCAAACUGUGAUGGAGCCCUGCUGGUGUCAGACACAGCACAGGGCACCAGAGAGGGCCAGAUCCAGCCAGAGAAACAGAAGUAGAGGGCCUGGAAUUGAGGUCAUGGUCCGCAAAGCCUCAGUCCCAUGCGGAACCACCCUGGAGCACCCUCCCCCCACCUUCCACUUGCUCUGAGAGCAGGACCUGUGCCCUCCCUCUUAGCCCCUCCAAGGGGCUAUUUGUCUUCGAUGUUUCCUAGCUGGGAGAGGUCAGAGGUCAGGUAUCUGCCACACCUCCAUCAUGGAACAGCUCCUGCUGGGGUCCUGAGGAUGUGCAUUCCUGUCUCUCUAUCUCUCCCACUCACCUACUCUUCCAAUCUUAGACAUACCCCGGUGGAUUCUACACACACACCCCUCAAAUCCCCUGCCCUGGCCUCUUAGUUCCUGGGCUAUUUAACAGUCUUGAACAUUUUAAAUUGUAUAUAUAAAGGUAAUACAUCAGGUUUCUUAUUAAGCAUUUCAAGUGUCAAAAUAGGAAGGCUCUCCAAUGUAUUAGUUCCGCUAAAAUUUAUCACAAAUUUGGUGCCUCAAAAUCCAAAUUUAUUCUAAUUUGUCACAAUAGGUCAGAAGUCUGAUAUGGGACUAAAAUCAAGCGGUUGGCAGGCUUCAUUUCUUCUUGGGGGCUUUCGGGGAGAACCCACUUUCCACUCAUUUGGGCUACUGGCAAGAUUUAUUCACUUCCUCAUAGUGCUAUGGCUGCAGUCCCCAUUUUCUUGCUGGCUGUCAACUGAGGACCACUCUCAGCUUCUAGAGGCUGCCUGCAUUCCUUGGCUCUCUCUCCACCUUCAAGGCCAGCAGCAGCAGGCCAAGUCUUUGUCUUAAAUCAGCUGAUUGUCUGCUGCCAGAAAAGUUCUGCAUAGAGUACUCCUGUGAUUAGGGUGGGUCCACCCAGAUAAUCCAGAAUGAUUGCCUCAAAAUCUAAGAUUAAGCACAUCUGCAAUGAUUAGGGUGGGUCCACCCAGAUAAUCCAGGAUGAUUGCCUCAAAAUCUAAGAUUAAGCACAUCUGCAAUGAUUAGGGUGGGUCCACCCAGAUAAUCCAGGAUGACUGCCUCAAAAUCUGAGAUUAAGCACAUCUGCAAAGUACCUUGUGCCAUGUAAACUAACAUUCACUGGCUCCUGUGGUUAGAGAAAGGAAAUCUUGAGGGUAGUGAGAUUUUGCCUAGACUAUCACCCUAACCAAAAGCCAAAAACCAAAACGAAACUGCCAAGGCAUAUCAAAUAAAUGAACAAUUACAGUGAAUCUCAAGUUAUCUUAAACAUUCCAAUACUAUUUACAACGUUUUCUAGAAUUUCAUACCUUUCAACUUAAAGUGCAGAUUUCAAAUAACUUACACAGUCUAGGAGGGAAUCCUGCUGUUAAGCUGUCUGAUUGUGCAUGGUCAUGUUGAGUGGCAAAUACAUAACAGAUUGUACCAGUGAUUAAACUGAACUUAAAAGCAUCAA